Messenger RNA from Neurospora tetraspora, 834 nucleotides. RefSeq lists its product as uncharacterized. Bases 1 to 834 code for a protein of 277 amino acids. The record is from RefSeq and is a predicted model, not a curated record. The transcript has 2 exons. Lineage: Eukaryota; Fungi; Ascomycota; Sordariomycetes; Sordariales; Sordariaceae.
AUGCCCAUCUACGCCGGUGAAGACGGCUCACCACAGCUCUACACCCCCUCCUCGGCCUCCUACGACACCACCACCUUCCCACCCACCCCCAUCCCUCCCCGCCCUCAAAGCCAACACAACCGGCAGCACGAUGCGGAAAAGCAUCCGCACGAGGUAGCCCCCGUUCCCAUAAUGGGAGGCAGGGCGCCUCAGUCGGAGCAGAUCCGUUUCCCAAGCGCCAAGCCGACCGUGAUUUUGUUUUUGAGGCAUUGUGGGUGUCCUUUCGCAGAAAAAGCCUUCCGCAUCCUCACCGCCCUCUCCGUCUCGCACCCCAACCUUCACUUCCUCGCCGUCUCGCACUCCUCCCCCCAAGACACCGACGCCUGGGUCAUCGACGUCGGCGGCGAAUGGGAAGCCGACGUGAUCGUCGACGAGUCGCGCUUGCUCUACGCGAAAUGGGGUUUGGGCACGACAUCCACGUGGUACGCGUACAAGCCGACGGCGCUGUGGAAUACGUACGUACUAGGCGUGGCCGAGGGGAUUUGGGGACGGAAGGAGAAGCCGAGGGCGGCUAGCGUUGGGUCGAAUUCUAGUGCUGAUGGACAUGGACAUGGUGAUGGGAAGGGGAUGAGUGUGCAUGAGAGGACGGGAGGGACGUAUAGUUCGGGCAGUGUCUGGCAGAUGGGAGGAGCGUUUGCGGUGGAUAGGAUGGGGUUUGUGAGGUGGGUGGGUGUCCCACAGGAUGCGAGUGAGGUGCCGGAUUUGAAGAGGGCGGUGGAGGUUUUGGAGGAGCAGUAUGGAGGGCCGGGGCAGGGGAAUGGUAGUGUGAAAGCGAAGAAGCAUGGCAAGGCGUAG